This is a messenger RNA of Staurois parvus, 292 nucleotides long. Lineage: Eukaryota; Metazoa; Chordata; Amphibia; Anura; Ranidae. The record is from the annotation of a GenBank genome assembly.
AUCAGCUGUGUCCAAUCACUGCUGAUCGCCCUGAUGAUCAGUGUAGCCCCGGCAGUGCCACCUGCCAGUGUCCAUCAAUGCCAGCUGUCAGUGCUCAUCAAUGCCACCUGCCCAUCAGUGCCACAACAUUGCCACAUAUCAGUGCCCAUCUGAGCUGCCUUUCAGUGUCACCAAUCAGUGCCAGUCAUGCCAUCUAUCAAUGCCAGUCAGUGCCACCUAUCAGUGCCAGUCAGUGCCACCUAUCAGUGCGCAUCCGUGAUGCCUAUCAGUGCCCAUAAGUGCUGUCUAUCAG